Molecule: messenger RNA, 828 nt
Organism: Neoarius graeffei (lesser salmon catfish)
Lineage: Eukaryota; Metazoa; Chordata; Actinopteri; Siluriformes; Ariidae
Gene: tlx3a
Product: T-cell leukemia homeobox protein 3
Exons: 3
Coding region: 1-828 (275 amino acids)
Biological process (GO): regulation of transcription by RNA polymerase II; animal organ development
Cellular component (GO): nucleus
Molecular function (GO): DNA-binding transcription factor activity, RNA polymerase II-specific; RNA polymerase II cis-regulatory region sequence-specific DNA binding
Source: RefSeq, a predicted model, not a curated record
AUGGAAAGCGCCCAAAGUCCGAGACCGGAGCAAUCAUCUAAACCGAGCCAUGAGCCCAUCCGUUUCGGUAUAGACCGGAUCCUCGGUUCCUCUGAGCGACAGCAGGGUUCUGAGAGCAGCACGGACAGCGGGACCACCACCACCACCACCUUCACCGCCCUGGUCGCCCCGCUCUCUGCUUUUCCUGGGUCUUUGGAGGACCCGAGCGAGUUCGUGCCGAACAGGACUCUGGGACACCGCGGAGUGAUCCGGGUCCCGGCGCACAGACCGCUUGGAGCCGCCAUAGCGCCGCCUGUGGUGAGCGCAGCUCCGGGCUUCGGGCCGCUUUGCUUCCCCUGGGUGGAUAAUCACCGCAGAUUCACCAAAGACAGACUGCCAGCUCUGCUAGCGCUGCCCAUAACUCGGCGCAUUGGUCAUCCGUACCAGAACCGCACACCUCCCAAGCGGAAGAAGCCACGCACGUCAUUCUCACGCGUGCAGAUCUGCGAGCUCGAGAAGCGCUUUCACCGGCAGAAGUAUUUGGCCAGUGCUGAGCGCGCGGCUCUUGCCAAGACUCUGAAAAUGACCGACGCUCAGGUCAAAACGUGGUUCCAGAACCGACGAACCAAAUGGAGGCGGCAGACGGCCGAGGAGAGGGAGGCCGAGCGCCAGCAGGCUAAUCGGAUGUUACUGCAGCUGCAGGCUGAUGCCCUCCAGAAGUCCAUCAGUGAGUCAGUGCCUGUAGAUCCCCUGUGUGUGCACAACUCUUCACUGUAUGCCCUGCAGAACCUGCAGCCAUGGGCUCAAGACAAAGCGGGCAAAAUUGCCACAACUACUUCACUGGCCUAA